Molecule: messenger RNA, 354 nt
Organism: Haemonchus placei
Lineage: Eukaryota; Metazoa; Nematoda; Chromadorea; Rhabditida; Trichostrongylidae
Source: the annotation of a GenBank genome assembly
AUGUAUCAUGCUCUUAAAAAUUAUCCAUUGAAUGAUAAGACCGGCUUUAUCAUUGGCUCACAGACUCCUUGGGUUGAAGUCUUUGCUUUACUGAACGGCGCCAAAGAGAUAACUACUCUGGAAUACCAACGAAUCAAAAUCAAUGGUACAGACAAAGUACGCUACAUGCAUCCCAUUGAUUUCGCGAAAAACUGGGAAACGUAUAAGGAUGGUUUUGAUUUUGCCAUCUCAUUCUCUUCAAUUGAACACAGUGGACUGGGACGGUAUGGUGACCCUAUAGACCCCAUUGGAGAUUUACGUGAAGUAUGGAAGACUUUGUGUGUCUUAAAGAAAGGAGGUUGGUAUAACUGCUGA